Molecule: messenger RNA, 807 nt
Organism: Condylostylus longicornis
Lineage: Eukaryota; Metazoa; Arthropoda; Insecta; Diptera; Dolichopodidae
Exons: 4
Coding region: 1-807 (268 amino acids)
Cellular component (GO): extracellular matrix
Source: RefSeq, a predicted model, not a curated record
AUGAGAAAACGUGAUACAAAACAUAUUGAUUCUAAUCAAUUUUCUCAAUCCACAUUACAAAAUGCUGAUCAAAAGAAUAUCGUCAAUAUAAAAAGAAAAGAUUCUGAAGAUUCUGAAGAAAUAUCUGAAGAGAUUUCUGAUGAUUUGAGUUCACAUCCACAUUAUAAAUUUUCUUAUAAAGUUUUUGAUCCGGAUACUGGUGACGAUAAGGAGCAUAAGGAAGAACGUGAUGGAGAAUUAGUUCAAGGAGAGUAUUCUUUAGUAGAACCAGAUGGAAGUCGUAGAACUGUCACUUAUAUUUCUAAUGGUACUGAUGGUUUUAAUGCUAUAAUUAAAAAAACAGCUGCACCACUAUCAGAAAAUCUUGAAGAAUUUGCAUCUACUGAAACUGAUUCAAUUAAUGAACAAAAUUCACCACUUGAAAUUAAUUUUGAAUCGAAAAAUAGUGAAAAUUUCACAGCUACCGAUACUAGUAAUAAUGAUACAGUUUUAUGGUUUUCAAGUAAAACUGAAUAUUUAUCACCCGAUAUAAUGAAGGAAAAUGAUAAGGAAUCAAAUCAAUUAGUUGCUGCGGAAUCCAAAAAUUAUAAACGUGGUGCAACAAAUAAUCCAAAAACACAUUCACCAACACAUUUUAUUACAUAUUCUUUAGUGGUUCCACAAAUAUUAUAUAGUCCAUCAGAAAAUUUAUCAGAAAACAUGCAACAUAACUUAUCAGCCAGCCAUGGAACUGAAACUAAAACUAAAGAUAAAAAGACCAGAAGUAUACAAAAAUCACAUGGUAAUAAAAAAAGAAGACAUCAUUAA